GACUGAAGUCACCGGAGCAACGCCCAUGCGCAAGCAACCUCUUUAGGCAACACGAGAGCCUCCCCAAAAGUCCUCCACCAAGUCUGCUCCUCCUUCGUCCUCGAUUUGUAUCGGUCUGGUGCGACAAACAGGCUGGAUUUGACCGCCCACUCGUUCAACCAUACCAUCCACCCAUAUCCACUGCAUGUGCCUACUUCACUUGCAGCACCUGCUGCGCUCACGUUCGACUACCAAACACCCUGUUGGUCGGGAACUUCUUGCCCUGGGUAAACUCACCUCGCAGCAACCCCAUGGCUUCCUUCUCCAUCCCCUGCACAGACGCACACAGGUCCAUAAACGUUAUCAUGCCCCUCUCCCAUUCAAUCCAACCUUUUCCAAUAUUCAAUUACUGACGGCCCGCAGCCAUCCGUAUGGUGGUGGCUCAUUCUAA
Periconia digitata is the source of this 430-nucleotide messenger RNA. NCBI's taxonomy places the organism in Eukaryota, Fungi, Ascomycota, Dothideomycetes, Pleosporales, Periconiaceae. The record is from the annotation of a GenBank genome assembly.